Molecule: messenger RNA, 1759 nt
Organism: Cuscuta campestris
Lineage: Eukaryota; Viridiplantae; Streptophyta; Magnoliopsida; Solanales; Convolvulaceae
Source: the annotation of a GenBank genome assembly
CAAAAAAAUCCAAAGAGCCUAUAUAUCAAGGUUUUCAAAGAAGAGCCUAUAUACACCAAUUUGUAGACUUGUGUCGCCCAGUAUCAUAAUACAAAAAAAAGAGCUGCUACAUUGACUUGCUUCAUAGCAGCGCCCAAAGGUAUUUUUGAGUGAUAUUUUUGUGUGUUGGUGUUUAUUUUGGCAAUGGACUCACUUUUGGACAAAGUUCUUGAUUCACUCGAGAAAGUUCUACGGGGACAAAUUGAAUUUUAUGAAGGAGUGUGUGCAGUUGAAGAUUCCGUGGAUGAGAUUAUAAAGAAACUUCAGGCAUUCCGUCAAAUUGAAGGUCAACCAAAAUAUGAUUUCGAGGUAUAUGCGUUUUCCGUAGAGGCCUAUUGUUCAAUACAAAAUUUAGUCUGUGGUCUCCCAAUUAUGCCGAGCCUGAUUCCUAUAGAGUUAUAUAUUUUCAAAACAACCAUGAUGCGCUCUAUAAGGAAACUCAUUGGCACUCCCCGAGAUUUGGCCCCUGCAGUAGCUGUGCAGAACACAACUUUGCAGGACCAGGAAUUUAAAAAGGAAAUUUUUAUUAAUCCUAUUGGUGUUCCCGAUGAUGAUCUUAUUAUUGAUCCCAUAGAUGUUGUUCCUGUUACCGUUGAUGAUGUUGUUGUUGAUGAUGUUUCUGGUGACGAUCAACAAGACCACACUGUCCAAGCAGAAUAUUCCAGAGAUAGUGUCAUUUUUUAUGAAUGCACAGAAACAUUUGGGACGUCAGGAAGUGACGUUGUUGUCCUUUAUGAUUCUGGGGAUGUCAAGCGUGAUGGCAUGAUUUUCUUCUUAUUGGUUCUCUGGAGUUGUUUGCUUGGCGUUGUUAAUGCUUUGAGCUUGACCGAUUCUUUUGAUGCUCCAUUCAUAAAGGAGGACAUGAUGUUGAGGGAUGCUACAAGCUCAUUGGAUACCCGGAGGGAUGGAUAUUUCGAGACCUGGCUGGAAAAGCUCAUUGGAUACCCGGAGGGAUGGAUAUUUCGAGACCAGGCUGGAAGAGGAAGAGGGAACAAUCGUGGGAGAGGAAACUUCCGCGGUCCAGGAAGAGGAGCGGGACGGUCGACCGUGGGUGCUGGACGGUCGACCGUCACGGGCGGCCGAAGUGAAGUACAUGCAGUGCAGGGCGAAGGGCCGUCUCCACUGCCCAAUUUUGAGGAUUUGACGUCUGAACAGUGGAAUGCUGUUCGUCAUGCUCUCUCACUCUCUUCCACCGAUAAUUCUCAAAAACUCUCAGGUGGAACACCCAGAGAGGAUGCAUUAAGGAGCAACUCAGCCACCGAUUACUUUGAAGAUGCUGAGGAACUAUCCACGGAGGACCAUCUGGACCGUUCCUGGAGGAACGGUCGCCUGCCGGGCAAUGGAGAUGCAGAGGAGCUACAGACGGUCGACUCAGUGGACCGUGCCGAUGACCACGGUCGACCGUCGGGAGGGCAGAAUGACGGAUCCUCAGGAGAAGAUCCAACGGUCGACCGUGCCAUGGAGGACGGUCGACCGUCAUCGAGGCAGAAACUUGACGCACCAGCACAGCUACAGACGGUCGACUCCGUGGACCGUUCCACGGAUGGCGGUUGACCGUCCCCGAGGCAGAAACUUGAUGAACCAGCGAUGCUGCAGACGGUCGACCCCGUGGACCGUUCCACGGAUGGCGGUCGACCGUCCUCUUCCCAGCAAACAGUAGAGACUUUGGGGCGUAGUCAGAGGGAAAGAUGCCCAAAUGUGAGACUUGCGGACUAUGUUA